Messenger RNA from Rhizoctonia solani, 729 nucleotides. RefSeq names its product cell division control protein 73. The record is from RefSeq and is a predicted model, not a curated record. Gene Ontology annotation, cellular component: nucleus. Gene Ontology annotation, molecular function: transcription coactivator activity. The transcript is spliced from 7 exons. Lineage: Eukaryota; Fungi; Basidiomycota; Agaricomycetes; Cantharellales; Ceratobasidiaceae. Bases 1 to 729 code for a protein of 242 amino acids. Gene Ontology annotation, biological process: transcription by RNA polymerase II.
AUGCCACCCAAAGGCGGAAACGCAAAGAAGGAAAGCGGACGCGCCAAAAAGGCAGAGAACGAGUCGAAGAAGCAAGAAGCUGCCGUAGCGGCAAAGGAAAAGAAAGAAGCCGAGGAAUGGUCUAAAGGCGCAAAGAGCAGCAAGGCCGCAGAUGACAAGGCUGCGAAGAAAGCCGCCGAGGCAGCUCGUAAAGCCGAAAACGCACGAUUGCUGGCAGAGGAAGAGACUGGUAUGGCAGCUGCGAAGAAGGCUGCUCCCAAAGCUGGUAGCAAGGGCAAGGCCAAACCUCCGCCACCUAAGCCUGCUGGACCUGGAGCGCUUGCUGCUGGCGGAGGUCUUGCGUCCGUACCUGCCGAUCCUGUUGAAACAACCAAACCCGAGAUCAACGAGCCCGAGUUGGUACAAAGCUUCGCUGCAACCGGUAUCGACGAUGCACUUGAAUUACUUGAGGUAGUCAAUGCCAAGAGCGACAAAGCGAGCGUUGGACAGCAAGCUGCAGGCAUUGAGAAACAUCCAGAACGUCGUUUCAAAGCCGCGUUCGAGGCAUACCAGGAACGCGAACUUCCUCGCCUAAAGGAAGAGGACCUGAUGUACAAGAUGUUCCAGAAGUCUCCUGACAACCCCUUCAACCAAACACUGGUUUCCUACGAUGCGACCAAGGAGGACAAAGUGGAGGCAUUGUCCAUGCGCAAGAAAGAGCUGGAAGAUCGUCUCCGGGAGUCGGAUUAG